Molecule: messenger RNA, 2398 nt
Organism: Megalobrama amblycephala (Wuchang bream)
Lineage: Eukaryota; Metazoa; Chordata; Actinopteri; Cypriniformes; Xenocyprididae
Product: gastrula zinc finger protein XlCGF52.1-like
Exons: 2
Coding region: 29-931 (300 amino acids)
Biological process (GO): negative regulation of transcription by RNA polymerase II; regulation of cytokine production; regulation of immune system process
Source: RefSeq, a predicted model, not a curated record
GAAAAUCCACACUGGAGAGCAGCUUUUCAUGUGUGAUCAGUGUAAAAAAAGACUCACACACAAAAAAAGUCUUGAGCUUCACAUGAGAGUCGAUACUGGACAGAAGCUGUUCACAUGUGGGAAGAGCUUUACACAAAAAAUACAACUUAAGAACUACAAAAGGACCCACAGUGGAGAGAAGCAUCAUUCAUGCGAUCAGUGUGGGAAGAGAUUCUCAAGGAAACAUCAUCUUGAGAUUCACAUGAAAGUUCAUACUGGAGAGAAGCCGUUCACAUGUGAUCAGUGCGGGACGAGCUUCACACAAAAAAUACACCUUAUGAACCACAUGAGGAUUCACACUGGAGAGAAGCCAUUCAUGUGUGAACAGUGCGGGAAGAGUUUUCGAUAUAAACAAUCUAUUAAAAAUCACAUGAGAAUCCACACUGGACAGAAGCCGUUCAUGUGUGAACAGUGUGAGAAGAGUUUCAGGGAAUCAGCAGACCUUAAGAAACACAUGAGAAGCCACACCGGAGAGAAGCCAUUCAUGUGUGGUCAGUGUGAAAAGAGAUUCUCAAAGAAAGAAAGUUUAACAGUACAUCAGAAAAUUCAUACUGGUGUGAAAGAUUAUAUGUGCUUUGAGUGUGAGAAAACUUUUACUUCAGCAAACUGUUUAAAACUGCAUCAGAGAAUUCACACUGGAGAAAAACCUUACAAGUGUUCACACUGUGACAAGAGAUUCAGUCAGUCAUCAUCUCUGAAAACACACGAGAGGAUCCACAGCAGAGAGAAGCCGCACACGUGUGAUCAGUGCGAAAUGAGUUUCUCUUUUAAAAGUCACCUGAAGCGACACAUGAGGAUCCAUGCAGUGAAGAAACCACAUCACCGUAGUCUGAAAUCACAGCAGGACUACCAGAAAGCAUCUGGAAGGAGAGGACAGAGAGAAUGUGAGUGAUCCUGAAAAUCAAGGCUGAAGACUCACAUGAGAGUUCACUCUGGGAAGAAGCGCUCUGAUAUCACAUCUGCCUUCUCAUUCUGAAGAAGGGACCAUUAACUGUGAUCAAAGGUGCAGACAAUUUUUUUGUGCAUCUGUCCUGAAGAAACACCUGAAGAUUCAUGCAAAGGAGAAGAUUCAUUCAUAAUAUUACAGCAGAAAAGACACAGUAGUGUGUAUUUCAGUGCUGGAAGAGCUUUACUAUAGAUGAUGAACUAAAAGAGCAUCAGAAAAUUCACACUGGGAAAAAAAAACACUACACUGAGACAUGAGGUUCAAUCUGUCAGAAACAUGAAAGGAUUCAUACUGGAGAGAAACACACCAGAGUUUGAUCAGUUAUUUAGUCUACAGUCAUGAUCACAGUAACUAGAUCAUCUUCAGAUCCAACAGUUGCCAAAGUUCAUCUUCAAGACCAGGGGCCUCAUUUAUAAAAUGUUGAGCAGAAACAAUCAUAAAUUUGAUCUUACGAUUAAUUCUGCCUAUGUGUGAUUCAUAGAAUGAACAUACACCAAGAAAACGAGCGUACACCUCUCUUUCAGAUGUGAAAUCUAUAAAUCGCAAAUGAUCUUGAACUUGUGCGCAGCUGAAUGGUUUCAGUUUUCCAUGUUUUAAACAACUUUAAAUUGCAUAUACAUAUAAAAGAUCAACGGUCAUCGUCCAAAUCCUUGGCGAACUGCAAGAAUAGCUUAGAUUUCCAAAAACCUGGAGUAAUCUGACUAGGAAAAGUGAGUACGUCUGCUCAGACCCUGACGUGGCUAUAAACACUUUUCCACCUCAAAGACGUUUUUAUAAAUAUGAGCAUUGGCGUGGAUUUUAACGUACACACUCGCUAAGAUCAAAUCUGUGCAUACGCGCGCUUUAUAAAUGAGGCCCCAGUAGUGUCAGAUUCAGAUCAACUCAAAGAUGGAGUUCUUCCCCAAAUAACAAUAUAUAUUUUUUAUUCUUAUAUAUAAUUUUACUUUAUUAUAAAUUAUGUAAUUAUGCUUUAUUAUGAUUUUUAUGUUAAUUUUCUAGUCGUUUUUUUUGUGUGUGUUCUUGUGCUGGUAUAGUUCAGGGAGCUGAAGAAGAGGCCAUAACUCUUUUAAGAAAAACAUGAAUCUGAUAAUACUUUUUAACCCAUUCUUCAUUGUUUUCCAUUGGAACAUCUAGUUUCUCUUCCACUUCUAUUCUUCCAUGCAAAUGCAAGAUAUACUUUUAUGUAGCUUUGAAACUGAACACUUCUCUUCUCUUGAGAUGCUUUGGCUCUUAUACAGUCAAGUGGGAGAUCUGUCUAAUUUGGUUUCACUUUUACUUCAUUUUGUAUUUGAUUGAUUAAACUUAUUACCCAUUUUAUCAGCAACUACUGCUUGAAUCCUAAAUCAUUUUACUUCUGAAAGCCAAGUAGCAUAUUAUGAUUGCUUUUUGAGAUUUCCAUGUUUUUAAUUUUCU